This is a messenger RNA of Lotus japonicus, 977 nucleotides long. RefSeq lists its product as uncharacterized. NCBI's taxonomy places the organism in Eukaryota, Viridiplantae, Streptophyta, Magnoliopsida, Fabales, Fabaceae. Gene Ontology annotation, molecular function: holo-[acyl-carrier-protein] synthase activity; magnesium ion binding. Bases 53 to 907 code for a protein of 284 amino acids. The transcript has 5 exons. The record is from RefSeq and is a predicted model, not a curated record. Gene Ontology annotation, cellular component: cytosol.
UCUGUGGAUAACAAAGGUGGCAAAUGAGAGAGAAGGGACAGUAUGAAGUAGAAUGGAGGAAGGCGUGAAGAGAUGGGUGGUAGACAUAUCAAAGUGGGACCCAGAACCCCAUGACCUUUCCUCCGCUCUCUCCCUCCUCCCUCCGCACGAACACUCCUCCGUCACCAGGUUUUUUAAAAUGGAAGAUCAGAAACGUGCACUUGUCAGCCGAAUGCUUCAGUAUGCUCUUGUUCAUGAUGUCCUCAAAAUCCCCUUUCCCCAAAUCAUCAUUAAUAGAACACCAGAAGGCAAACCAUACUUGGAUUAUGAUAAAUCUGGUAUGAAAUUCCCGAAUUUUAAUUUCAAUGUAUCUCAUCACGGUGACUAUGUGGCCAUAGCAUCUGAACCUGUAUGCCUUGUGGGGAUAGACAUCGUCUCAUAUGCUAUACCACAGGGAGAAACAAUUACAGAAUUUAUUCAAUUCUUCACAUCAUACUUUUCAAGUGUGGAAUGGUUUAACAUAGUCAAUGCUGGCACUUCUGAUGAUGUCUUAAUUGAAUUUUACAGGUAUUGGAGCCUUAAAGAAGCUUAUGUUAAAGCUGUAGGGAGUGGACUGACUGAAGAGUUGAAUAAAGUGGAGUUUUCGCACACGAACUGGACUAACAUAUCAGCUAAAAUGGAUGGGAAGGUUAUGACUGAGUGGAGAUUCUGGCUGUUUGAACUUGGAGAAAGACAUUGUAUCUCAAUUGCACGAGGUCACCCAAUAUCAGCUUCGAUCAGUUACAAAUCAACGUUGAAGAAAGUGGAUUUUACUGAAGAUGAAUAUAAUCUUGGCCUUCAUCUUCCAAAUGUUGACUUUGUUAAACUAGGUGUACAACAACUUGUUUCAGUUUUACAGAAAGCAUUUUAUUGUAAGCAUGGAGGUUAGUUGGUAAUGUGUAAAUCUUUAGAAACGAAGGUUUGUACAAAUCAAUGAAAAUAUUGUUAGGAGAUAAGAA